GGAGGAGGAGAAGAGAAGGAAGGAGGAGGAGGAAGAGGAGAAGAGGAGGAAGGAGGAGGAGGAGGAGGAGAGGAGAGAGGAGAUGAAGAGAGAGCACAGGAGAGCGAUACAGAGUCUGGUGUGUGAAUACAGCAGCUCUCAGACAGAGCUACAGACUCGCAUAGUCGCCCUGGAGACAGAGCUGCGGGAGCGUGAGGAGAGGUGCAGGAGGAGAGAGGUUCCUCUCUGUGAUGACCUCCAGAUGGGGAGACUACAGGAGAGACUCACUGAGAGAAACCAGCUCAUCAAACGCCUAGUGGAAGAAAGACAUCAGCUGCAGCUUCAUCCUCCGGUUGCCGGGGACAACGGAACCCUCAGGCUCCAUGACAACAGGCCACACCCCGGGAUCGUUACACCAACUAUGAGGAGGAAGCGUGUGGAGGAGUCUCCGCCCCGCAUCACCAGCGUCCCGAACCUCAACGCCUACGAGAGGAGCGUCCUCCUCCCCCACGACUCCCCCCGCCUCCCCCAACAUCCCUCCCCCUCCUCAACUCUGCCCUACGCCUCCUCCUCUCUCCCCCGUUCCUCCCCCUCCCUCCCCCGUACUCCCAGGUCUCCCAGUUUGGAACGCAGCGGUCCUCUCUCUCGUACCGCAACUCCCCUCCCCCCUGCUCCCACCACCCCUCUCCCCUCUGUCCGUCCCCCCUCCCCGAGGCUCGGCACGGGAUUCGACGCGUCACCUCGCCCUCGCAGGAGCGCCGCCCACACCUGAACAACCGGUCAACCAGGAGCCCAUAUUUGGAGCAGAGGGGGAGUGGCCAGGGGGCAGAGGGGCGGGACCCUCAGAGGCAGGAGUGGUACACCAAGUACUUCUCUUUCUGAACAUACACACACACACACACACACACACACACACACACACACACAGAAACACACACACACACACCUGACAGACCAAAACUAUGCUUUGUUCAAUGCCAAUGUAUUGUAUUAUAAUCUAUAAUAUGGAAUAAAGUAUUUUCUAUAUAUUUAA
This is a messenger RNA of Salmo salar (Atlantic salmon), 1012 nucleotides long. The record is from RefSeq and is a predicted model, not a curated record. NCBI's taxonomy places the organism in Eukaryota, Metazoa, Chordata, Actinopteri, Salmoniformes, Salmonidae.